Phytophthora nicotianae INRA-310 is the source of this 1949-nucleotide messenger RNA. RefSeq lists its product as hypothetical. The transcript has 2 exons. The record is from RefSeq and is a predicted model, not a curated record. Lineage: Eukaryota; Oomycota; Peronosporomycetes; Peronosporales; Peronosporaceae. The coding region runs from base 71 to 988 and encodes 305 amino acids.
UCUCGAAAAGACUGAGUCUACUGAUCCUCUCUGAGUCCACGAAGAAACUCUGAGUCCGUGCGCCAGUGCUAUGUCGGACAUCAAGGCCUCGCCUCCUGCUCCGUCCUCGACGUCUCCAGCCUCUCCUUCUGCGGUGCUCCCAGGCUCUGAGCGCCCCAACUACCGCGGCAAAUGCCUCUACAAGACUGGCAAGUGCAUGAAUGAGCGUGCGCUCAAGACGUCGGGGGCGGCUCACAAUCUCUGCGACGAGCAUCGCAAUCGGCAGAACCAGCACCAGCGCAAACUUGACGCCAAGAACCGACUGCACAAGCGAGAGCGACGCGUUUCCGCUGGGGCCGCUAAGGGUGAGCGGUUCGCUCCAUACCCUGCGGCAUCGAAGCGCCAGUCGCUUCUGCCUCCAGUCGACACGUCGGGCGAAGUGGACUCGGUUGACACAGCUACAGAGACUGCCCCAGUGACGAUGCCACGGACACCUGGUGCAUCGUCAGCUGAGGCUGCUGCUACUACCGUUGGCACGGAUGGAGCAACAUCGUCGUCCUCAGCGGCGCAGACUCCAGUACUGGCUACGGCAAGCAGCGGCGUCAUGUUCCUACCCAACGGGCCGCAGCCACCGCAAGUGUCGUAUCCGUUUGUGAUGCAAGACUUUGACGGUAUCGUCGUCCCGCUGCCGUCCUAUCUCGAAGGACAAGAGAGAAUCGAGUUCCGCUCUCGAAUUUACCAGAAGGUGUUGGAUUUCAUCUCGGAGGAGUGUAUCCUGCGCUUCGGGGCCAAGGUUGAUCCUCCCGCAGUUAAUGCCACAGCUACUGAUACUGUAGAGAAGUCGACACUCCCGGCCCAAUCGGGUAUCACCGAGCUCGAGACUGAGCAUCCAACGAGCAGCGAGCGAGAUGCUCCAACCCCGAGCGAAGCCAACGACAUCUCGGACGCCCAGCAGAGCUCGCCGUCAGGGUCUGACGAGUCAAGCCCCUCCACCAAGAAGGUCCAUUGACGCGUUUCCGCCGAUCCCGAUAGCGGAGACAAUGGAAUGAUAUCUCGAGGUUGUAUGGUUUGAUGCGCCAGGCAAGAAAACUCGGUGCCAGCUACUGUAGCGUCGUCGUCAAGUGUCCACUGGAGCUGAAGCUGAGCGUGUUUGCAGAUCUAUUAGUGAAUCAUUCUUGGUCCCCAUAUGAAUGAAAUGCAUCCUUGAUACGCUUCGUCCUGAGAUUCUUGAGUUCUCCUCACUACGAACCCAUCGAGGCGUUCACUUGAUAAAAUAAUGGGAUUUUCAUUAUCACACAUCUAAUGGAGACUGACUACCAACGGAGAACACAACAAAGAGAGACCUCUUUCUCUCUAAAUCUCAACCUCACGUUUGCCUUCUCGUACUUGACUGUCAUCCAGACCGUCAAUACUGCUGAACGAAUAUUUCUCGUCAUUGUACGACAUCUCACUGUAGCAGUCGCUCUCGCCACGAGCGCGUAAUUGCUCGGCAUAUUCCGAGUCGGUGACCGAGUCCGCGAUGGAGUCGGUAAUUGAGUCGGCCAUCGAUGACCGACCGUCUAAGUCCGUCCGCCUCUGCGGCGGUCGAGCAAUCCCCUGCGACGACUGGAACGAGUACUUGCCGCUGUCCAGGUCACUGAUGGUAUCGCUGAAGCUCACGCCGCUCAUUCCGCCCAUCGUGCUGCGGUCUGCCUCGUCGUACUGCAUCUCCUGCUUCAUGCGUAGGUACUCACCAAAGACGUUCGGUGUGGAUGUGCAACGGGAGGAAACGUCCUGUUGCACGUACUCGCUCACGUUCGAGAAUCCGCCAAUGCCUCCGACAACUGGAGCUGCCUGGACGUUGCGUCCUCCACUCUUGUGGGAGCCGCGCGAGUUGUGCCCGUUUCCGCCUAAAACGGCCGGUGACUGCGACGCAUCGGCCAACAUACCGUCAAAGCUACGCGGAGAUUCGUCUGUGGGCACGUGGGAUA